Molecule: messenger RNA, 516 nt
Organism: Mycena indigotica
Lineage: Eukaryota; Fungi; Basidiomycota; Agaricomycetes; Agaricales; Mycenaceae
Exons: 3
Coding region: 1-516 (171 amino acids)
Source: RefSeq, a predicted model, not a curated record
AUGUCACACGCCCACUUCUUGUUUCCCGACCUCGGUGAUCCCGCCGGCCUCAAACUCGUCAAGCCCUCCAACGAACAUGCCGGGUACCUGCCCUUCUCCACCAAGCAUUCAAACUGCUCACCCGAUGUCUGCAAACGGAGCAAUCUCUGCUCCUGCGCUACCUUGCAGCGACUCAAAGGCACUUAUGCUGGCAACGACGACCGAAAGAGUCUUGGGUGGUUCUCGAAGGAGCAGCCACGCGAGGAACAAGUGUGGAUACAGAUGCGCAUGCAGUCACUCUCCUCGCUUAUUGUCGGUGCUAAUGGUCUCCCCAGCAGGCUUGUUUGCCGCUCGCUUUCUCAGUCACCAUACCGUGACAUUCUCAUCCUGCUGCCAGAGAAGGCUCGCAUAUCAGUUUUGGGGAAGAAAGGAGGGAGUUACCGCCAGUAUGGUCCUCCCCGCCAUCGAUGGUCUAUCCACCCCUCGAUUGUGCUUCGUCUCCGCAACAACAUGCAGAACUUGCGUUGGCGGUUGUGA